AUGCCAGUCCACAUUCUGGUAUGUCCAUCCCUCACCCUACUUGCUCUGGAACUAACCCUCCUCCUCUCUGCAGACCUCGCUAUGCUUUCCAUUCUCACACUCACCUCGACCUCGAACCUCCUCAACAUUCUACUCGAUUUCUCAAGGCCCUCACCUCGCCUCGACCUCGAACCUCUCCUCAACAUCAAAUCCCUUCUUUCAACAUCUGGAGAUCGCUCUCAAGACAUCUGGGAAAUGCCUCAGCCGCCUUUCUUUGAAGAUUCGGCCCUGCGGCGAGCAGCACCCCUGCUCCCUGACAAGAACAAGCCUGGGUGGUUCAUUGUUCAUUCUCAGCUCAUGUCUCACUCAAUCAUCAAGAAAUGA
This is a messenger RNA of Cyclocybe aegerita, 363 nucleotides long. Lineage: Eukaryota; Fungi; Basidiomycota; Agaricomycetes; Agaricales; Hemipholiotaceae. The record is from the annotation of a GenBank genome assembly.